Molecule: messenger RNA, 11321 nt
Organism: Corythoichthys intestinalis (scribbled pipefish)
Lineage: Eukaryota; Metazoa; Chordata; Actinopteri; Syngnathiformes; Syngnathidae
Gene: polrmt
Product: polymerase (RNA) mitochondrial (DNA directed)
Exons: 21
Coding region: 75-3959 (1294 amino acids)
Biological process (GO): mitochondrial transcription
Cellular component (GO): mitochondrial DNA-directed RNA polymerase complex
Molecular function (GO): DNA-directed RNA polymerase activity; mitochondrial promoter sequence-specific DNA binding; protein binding
Source: RefSeq, a predicted model, not a curated record
GCCAAUCGACUACCUCAGUCUGGAUCAAAAUGGCGCCAUAGUGCUGGGAUGUCGUGCGGUUGUUACAUGUCAACAUGUCACUCCUUAGAGUUUGUGCCUUCGUUAAAUGUCUCAAUCGGCGCCGUUUUCUCGAAAAAUGUACGUCUCGCGCCCUUCUUACUGAUUGCUGCCAGCUGUGUCUGUCGAUGAAAAAUACCGCAGUAAAACGACUACCAGAUACUCAUUUGCAUAUUCGAAGAAACGUCUCAUUUUCUGUCAGGAAGACAGACGAUGCAAAGAAACGUGUGGUCAAACAGUCUCAGCUAUUAGAUGUGUUAGAGGCCAGGAUCCAGCAACUCCAACCCGAAGGUCUUCUUGAUGUCCAAAAAGCAAGUGUGGAAUUUCUUCAUGCCACCUCAUCAGGGAUGCACAUCUCCGCUGCCAGAACUCCUACAAACACACUUCCGAAGAGACCCGACGUUUCCAAAUCAGCUCUGAAUGUCAUAAGGGAAUCCUCUAAAUCCCAGCCCACUCGCUGGAUGGAAAAAUUAACUCUGGAGAAGAAAAGCAAAAUGAAAAAACGGCAACACCUGGGGGAGAAACUGCAGAAGAAACACCCCGGUGGUAAAGGGAACCCGAAUCUUCCUGGCACAAGUUACAAAAAAAUAUCGACAACUGUUUUGAUUGAUGACAGCAAUGUGAAUCCUAGCGCUCAAAAUGCAAAAUCACAAAAGGCCUCCAAAGGCAAACGAAAGGACCCAAAAAAAAAACCUCCCAGUGUUACAAAUCAGGUGACUGAUGAGGACCUCGCACAAGUGGAGGAAUUGGAGAAGAGGCUCACCCAGCAAGUGAACCCGUGGUCUUACUCAAAUCUAGCAGACCAACCUCUACAAGCCAAAGAAGGAGCCGUUGGGAAUAUCCGCUCUUGUAUUUUCUCUUGGCUGGAAGCGUGCGUUUUUGCAGGGGACAUCCGGCGAGCGAACAAUUUCCUAUUUAGUCAGCACAGAUUACGGAGUCGACGGGCAGCUCUUGACACGGACGUCUAUAAUAUCAUGUUGCGAGUCUGGGCCAAAAAGGGCACCUUGAAUUGGGUUGGCCGUUUGUUUCUUCUCAUAGAGGAGGCAGGCCUGCGACCAAAUAUUGGAUCAUAUUGUGCUGCUUUGGAAUGCAUGGGCCGUAUUACUUACUGCUCUCCUCAAAUUGUUAGUAGGUGUUUGAACCAGAUGGAGGAGGAUGGCAUCUCCAUAGACGAUAUCUUCAGGCAUUCUGUGUUCCAGCUUGAUGAAAGAGACAUGGUACUAAAGGCAGUACGCCUCAUCCACCCCGACUAUCAGCCUGCCAGUAAACUCAACACCAGCGAGAGCCUCCCUUCGUUGGUUCAGGAUUUCUACACAAAGAGGGAUGAUCACCAAUACCCGAAGCUGGAUUUGACUCAUGAUGAGCUCCAGAAACGUUUCCAACUCCAGCUCAAAAUGGAACAGGCCUGCACAGUCACCAUUGACUCUGUGGAGGCGGCCAAGCCUAUCACCGAAAACAUGGCAAAAAUGAGGGCAUUGCUGCUGGAGCAACGGGCUCAGUGGCACAAGGCACUUCUCCAGGCCUUCAGGGAGGGCAAGAUGAACCUGGGGAAGACCAACAGCAAUGACUCCAGACUGAACCUCUACCCCUACCUCUGCCUGCUGGGAGACAACAGCUAUGUGGACAUCAUGUUGCAGAGUAUUUCCAGCAUGCCACCCAGCGGAGAGUCCCUGGUGACUUUAGCCAAAGAUUUGGGAUGCCGUGUUUACACCAAGUACUCUGUACAGCAGAAGUACAGAAAUCAGAUGGUGGAAAAGCUGGGCAACAUUUACAAUGCUUAUACAAGCCUUCUAGCCAAAGACACCAAGGCAUACAACAUCCUUCCCAGGGAAGAGUGGUGCAAGGUGGAGGCGGAGCACCCAUCAGGGCCCACACUACUGGGGAGUGAAUCCUCUUGGCCUUACAUAAUCACACUGGAGCUUGGAACAUACCUGCUGGAUCUGAUGGUCAAGAACCUGAAAAUCAAUAGCGACAUCCUCAACUCAGCCUAUGAUAGGAAGCGAAUUCCCAUCCUCUACCACAUGUAUACUUUUCGCAGCAACCGACAGGUGGGCUUCAUUAAGCCCCAUCCCAUCUUGAUUCAGAUGCAGCAGGAAGCCAUGGAGAGUAAACUGACCUUCGACUCCUCCGUGAUACCAAUGUACUGCCCUCCUGUCCCCUGGACGUCAGCCAAGUUUGGCGCGUACCUGCUGACGCCCGUGAAGCUGAUGCGGAGUGUGGAUGGGGCUACCCAGCAUGAGGAGUUAUUAAAGAGGUGCCAGAAUCUUCACCCAGUAUUGGACUCCCUUAACCAACUGGGAAACUGUGCCUGGAGGAUCAACAAACCUCUUCUGGACAUAAUUAUUUCUAUCUUUAACAAUCUAGGUGAUGACAAGCUAGACAUCCCUCCUCCCAUGUCAGAGGCCCCUAAAAUUCCCCUCUUCAACCCGCAGGACACCUCCUACACUGCCACUGAGAAGGCCCACAUGAAACGGGAUGUUAUUAAUGCCAGAAAAAAAUGCAGUGAAAUGCACAGCUUGCGCAUGGAUGCUCUCUAUAAACUUUCCAUUGCCAAUCACAUCAGGGACGAGGUCUUCUGGUUCCCGCAUAAUAUGGAUUUCCGAGGCCGAACAUACCCUUGUCCCCCUUACUUCAAUCACCUGGGAAGCGACGUGACCCGCUCCAUCCUGCUGUUCGCAGAGGGAAAGCCGCUGGGGCCAAAGGGUUUGGACUGGCUUAAGAUCCACUUAGUCAAUCUGAUGGGUUUAAAAAAGAGGAGCUCCCUGCAAGGAAGGCUGGAGUAUGCCAACUCAAUCAUGGAGGUCAUUCUAGACUCUGCUGAUUACCCUUUGAAUGGUAAGAAAUGGUGGAUGAAUGCAGAUGAGCCAUGGCAAGCACUUGCCUGCUGUAUGGAAAUCGCCAAUGCAGUGAGAUCUCCAGACCCAACACAGUUCGUCUCUCAUUUUCCUGUACAUCAGGAUGGCUCCUGCAACGGGCUCCAGCACUAUGCCGCACUUGGCCGAGACAUCAUCGGGGCCACGUCAGUCAACCUUAUGUCCUGUGACGUGCCGCAGGAUGUGUACAGUGUAGUUGCGCAGCAGGUGGAGGAGUUCCGAGCCCGUGAUGCCGAGUGCGGCCUGAAAAUCGCCCAGGUCCUGGAGGGCUUCAUCAACAGGAAGGUGGUCAAGCAGACCGUGAUGACCGUGGUGUAUGGGGUCACGCGCUACGGGGGAAGGCUCCAGAUCGAGAAGCGCCUGAAGGAGAUUGAUGAGUUCCCUAAGGAGUAUGUGUGGGAAGCAUCUAAUUACCUGGUGCGACAGGUGUUCAGUGGCCUGAAGGAGAUGUUCACAGGGACAAGAGAGAUCCAGGACUGGCUGACGGAGAGUGCCAGACUCAUAUCUAAGGCGGGACACACCGUGCAGUGGGUGACGCCCCUGGGCCUGCCUAUCAUCCAACCCUACCACCACACACGUAACCAAAUGCUCAGGAGCGUCAUCCAACACAUUAACCUCCAGAUCAGCCAUGACACCAAACAGAGACCGGACACAGUAAAACAGAAGAACGCGUUCCCGCCAAACUUCAUUCAUUCACUAGACUCAACACACAUGAUGUUGACAGCGCUUCACUGCCACAGCUUCGGUUUGACGUUCGUCUCAGUUCACGACUGUUUCUGGACACACGCGCUCACGGUGGACACCAUGAACAAGGUCUGCCGAGAGCAGUUUGUGGCACUGCACAAUCAGCCCAUCCUGCAAGAGCUGUCCGACUUUCUGCUCCACAAGUACUGCUCUAGGCUUACAGCUGACAGCAAAAACAAAAAGUAUGUGGAGGACCGCAGGCUCAUGCUUCUACUGGCCAGAGUGCCACAGACAGGGGACUUUGAUUUGAACCUAGUAAAAGAAUCCACGUACUUCUUCAGCUGAGCACCUCCACAGAGUCUCCACGGACAGUGCCAGUAUUGAUUCCGGACCACGCCGCCAGUUUUCUCCUGCUUCUCGGCCCCCUAAGAUGUUUGGCAUCCUGCUCUAGAGCCUGAUUGCACGAGCUCUUGAACGCAAAAGGGCGGGAGGACGAGGAAAACUUGAAUCAAGCAAAAGAGGCGCAUUUCUUGCUUCGGGGUGAUGGAGCUCCACUCGUGCUCCUCGAGUAGAAGUGAUUGGCGGCGUGCGUGUGUGUGCGCACGCACGCGAGACUGGUUGGCAGGCAGGUGUGUGAGGUUCCCCGCCAAGUAGAGACUUGCCAUCAUCAUUAUCGGAUCACAUCAUCAUCUAUCAAUCAUGGACUACAAGCAGAGGGGUGGUCAUAAAUAGCAAUUUGUUGUGGGCCAUCAUGCCAAUUGAAAAUAAAUAGUGGAACUAUUGUGAGAACUUUAUCUGCACUUUUGGGAAAAAAAAUCAUGACAUGAAAAUAAAGUCAGAAUUUAGGGGGGGGGGGGCGUAAUAUGAGAAUAAAGCUGCAUGUUUUCAAGACAAAUACGCCUUAAAAAUGAUCACAUUUCCCAUUAAAAAUUUGGAAUAAAUGUAUUUUUUAAGGGGAAUUUUUAAAUUCAAUUAUUUUCUAAUUUUUAACUUGAUCUCAAUAUAUUUUUGAUUUGUUUUUUCUUGAAAAAGUCAAAACACCUGCAAAAACAAUACGUUAUUUAAUGAAAGUAUUUUUUUAAGAGGGAAAGAGUAAGGUAACACUUAAUUUGAGAUUGGCUUCAUAAGACUGUCAUAAGACCGUCAAAAUUAUGACGCUGUCAUGAGCAUUAAUGAAUGCUUAUGAAAAAUGUCAUUAAGUGUCAUCCAGCAAAUUUUGUCACCAAUUGAUGUUCAAUCCGCAUCUUUUACAUCCAUUUAAAUGUAAAAUAAUUUUAUAGUUGGUAUUAUUUAAUGCUCACGACAGUGUCAUCUCAUAAUUAUGACGGUCUCUUGACGCCAGUGUCCCCAAAAAGUCAUUUUUAUCAAAUGAAAUUUUCAAAUGCACUUAAAAUCACUUGUAUUGUAUAAUUUCACCUUUGAACGUAAACGUAAAACCUCAGCAAAAAAAUAUUUUCAAGAAAACAGCAGGGAGUUCUUUGGAAAGUGGAUUCAAUGCAAUUUUUUUGUGUGUGUGUACAGUAAUUUUCGUAGUAUAAGGCGCACCUGACUAUAAGCCGCAGCUGUCUUCACUGUUUUAUGGGAUAUAUACACUAAACGAUAUUAACCGGUAACCCUUUAUUUGACAGCGGCAUCAUACAACUGUCAUAAGACCAAAUGAACCACCAUGAUGCUUUGAACCAAUUGCCUGCAAAGCUUCAUUGCUUCAAGAAGCUUCAUUUGGCCAUCACUGCUCCCUUGGGGGAGACAUUCAACCUCUGCUGCCACCUGCAGUCAACGCUGUUGUCGUCCAAUAUGCCUCCUAGAAUGCAUUGCAGCGCUACAGAUGUAAAUAACAAAAUUCAUGUUCUGUGCUAAUUAUUUCUUCAGUUACUGUUCCAGUUGUUUCAACAAUUGCUAGUAUUUGGUAAGGCAAGGCAAGGCAAAUUUAUUUAUAUAGCACAAUUCAACACAAGGCAAUUCAAAGUGCUUUACAUCACAUGAAGAUCAUAAAAAUCACAUUUAAAUCAACACAACAUAGAAACGACAAAAGAUCGCAUUUAAUCACAGAAUAAAAAUAAAUAAAAUAAAAAUAAAAACUAAUAAUAAUAAUAAUUGAAAUCAGCAAUGGAGAUAAAAACAAGAGGAAUAGAAAGCAGGUAGAUUGAAAUAUAUAGACAGUUAUAGAUAUGCAGUGCUAAACAAAAGCGUUUUUAGCCCUGAUUUAAAAGAGCUAACAGUUUGAGCAUACUUCAGACGUUCGGGUAACUUGUUCCAGAGGUGAGGAGCAUAAUAACUAAAUGCUGCCUCACCCUGCUUGGUUCUUGUUCUUGGAACAUGCAGAAGACCGGUUCCAGACGACCUUAGGGGUCUAGAUGUCUCAUAGGACUCUAACAAGUCAAGCAUGUAUUUUGGUCCAAGGCCAUUAAGUGUUUUGUAGACGAGCAGUAGUAUUUUAUAGUCUAUCCUUUGACUUAAUGGAAGCCAGUGUAGCGAUUUCAAAACUGGUGUAAUGUGGUCCAGCUUCCUUGUAUUUGUGAGGACUCUGGCUGCAGCAUUCUGUACCAGCUGCAACUUCCUGACUGAUUUUUUAUCAAGACCUGUAAAUAUACCGUUGCAAUAGUCCAAUCUGCUGAAAAUGAAUGCAUGCAUAAGAUUUUCCAUGUCUUGUUGAGUCAGAAGCCCCUUAAUUCUGGUUAUAUUUUUUAGGUGGUAAUAAGCGGAUUUAGUGACGGACUUUAAAUGGCUAUCAAAUUUUAGGUCUGAGUCAAUAAUUACGCCAAGGUUUCUGACUUGAUUUGUAGCUGUAAGUGACAUUGUGCUAAGUUCGCUGCUUAUCUUUGACCUUUCCUUUAUUUGACAGUGGAUCCAUAAGACUGUCAUUAGACAAUCAAAAUUGUGACAGACUCAUGAGCAUUAAGGAAUCCUUACAACAGAUGUCAUUAAGUGUUAUCCGGCAAAUUAUCUCACUUUUGAAUGGAUGUAAAAGAUCCGAGCUGGACAUAAAUGGAGUUAGUGACAUAAUUUGCUGCCAUAUGACAUCUGUCAUAAGCAUUCAGUAAUGACCAUGAUAGUGGCAUGUCAUCAUUAUGACGGUCUUAUGACACCACUAUCAAAGUGUUACCUAUUAACCCAAAUACAGUGGGGAGUACAAGUAUUUGAUACACUGCCGAUUUUGCUGGUUUUCCCACUUACAAGCCAUGUAGAGGUCUGUAAUUUGUAUCAUAAGUUCUCUUAAACUGUGAGGGACGGAAUCUAAUACAAAAAUCCAGAAAAUCACAUUGUAUGAUUUUUAAAUAAUAAAUUUGUAUUUAACUGCAUGAAAUAAGUAUUUGAUAAAUUACCAACUAGUAAAUAUUUCGGCUCUUAGUUCUUUUUUAAGAACCCCUCCUGUUCUCCAAUCAUUACCGGAAGUUCACGUGCUCAAACAAACAAACUCCAACCUCUCCACAAUGGCCAAGACCAAAGAGCUGUGUAAGGACAUCAGGGAUAAAAUAUUAGACCUGCACAAGGCUGGGAUGGGCUACAGGAAAAUAAGCAAGCAGCUUAUUGAAAGGUAACAACUGUUGGAGCGAUUAUUAGAAAAUGGAAGAAGUUCAAGUUGACGGUCAAUCUGCCUCAUUCUGGGGCUCCAUGCAAGAUCUCACCUCGUGGGGCAUCACUGAUCAUGAGAAAGGUUAGGGAUCAGCCCAGAACUACACGGCAGGACCUGGUCAAUGACCUGAAGAGAGAGCUGGAACCACAGUCUGGAAGAAAACCAUCGGAAACACAUUACGCCGUCAUGGAUUAAAAUCCUACAGCGCACGCAAGGUCCCACUGCUGAAGCCAGUGCAUGUCCAGACACGUCUGAAGUUUGCCACUGACCAUCUGGAUGAUCCAGAGGAGCAAUUCUAGAAGGUCCUGUGGUCGGAUGAGACCAAAAUUGAACUUUUUGGUCUAAACUCGGCUCGUCGUGUUUGGAGGAAAAAGAAGGAUGAGUACAACCCCAAGAACACCAUCCCAACCAUGAAACAUGGAGGAGGAAACAUCAUUUUUUGGGGCUGCUUCUCUGCCAAGGGUACAGGACGACUGCACCGUAUUGAGGGGAGGAUGGAUGGGGCUAUGUAUCGCCAGAUCUUGGCUGACAACCUCCUUCCUUCAGUGAGAGCCCUGAAGAUGGGUCGUGGCUGGGUCUUCCAGCAUGACAACGACCCAAAGCACACAGUCAAGGCAACUAAAGAGUGGCUCCGUAAGAAGCAUCUUAAGGUCCUGGAGUGGCCUAGCCAGUCACCAGAUCUGAACCCGACAGAAAAUCUAUGGAGGGAGCUGAAAGUCCGUGUUGCCCGGCAGCAGCCCCGAAACCUGAAGGCUCUGGAGAAGAUCUGCAUGGAGGAGUGGGCCAAAAUCCCUGCUGCGUUGUGUGCAAACCUUGUCAAGGACGACAGGAAACGUUUGAUGUCUGUAAUAGCAAACAAAGGUUUCUGUACCACAUAUUAAGUUCGAUUUUUGUGAUGUAUCAAAUACUUAUUUCAUGCAAUUAAAUGCAAAUUUAUUAUUUAAAAAUCAUAUGUUAUUUUCUGGUUUUUUUUGCAUUAGAUUCCGUCCCCCACAGUUGAAGAGAACUUAUGAUACAAAUUACAGACCUCUACAUGCGUUGCAAGUGGGAAAACCAGCUAAAUCGGCAGUGUAUCAAAUACUUGUUCUCCCCACUGUAAAUCAACAAAUAAGCUGCGGGAUUCAAAAUGAAGGAAAAAAGUAGCGGCUUAUAGUCCGAAAAUUACGGGAAGUUGGAAAUUUGACAUUCACACAAACAUUCCGCCCCUCCCCCACAGAUAACUGUUCAACCUAACAAUAAUAACUCACAAGAUUUUUUUUUUUUUUUAAUUAUUCUAAAAUCACUCAAAUUUACCUGCUUUCCCCCUCAUUAAAUUGCAACUUCAAUCAUGUCAUAUAGUCUGACUUUCAAAAUAAGAAAUUUUACUCUGAAGAAAUCAUGACUUUUUCUUCCGUAAAUUAUGUAAUCUUCUACAAUGUUACUUUACUGUCUAAAAAUGUCGUAUCCCUUUCUUCUUUUCAGUGUGGCUCUUACACAGAUUUAGACUACAAGUAUAUAAAAAUGUGACAGCUGUUCCAAACCACAGUGUUGUUUGAAGUACAAGAAUAUUCUAUUAAAAUGACAUGCUGUCUUUUUUAAACUUCACCACAAACAAUUCUGCUGCUCCCAUCUCUUCUUCCUUCACCUAAAAUACUUCAGCACGCGGCAUUUAAAAAUAGCACGAGUGCUUUGGGAUGCCUUUUGAAUAGCCAUUUUACGGAUAACUUGGUCAAACAAUUGAGGUGUCGUUCAUACUGUACUUCCUAAUUAUCGAUCCACUUCAAUCUAAUUGAUCAUGCCUGCUUACCUCUUAUUUAAGUGUGAUUUUUUUGUUUUUCAUCAUGAUUGUUUUUGUCCAAAAUGGACAUUUUUGUGGCGCCUGUACGUCAUUUGUGUGUGUGUGUGUGUACAUUAAAUGAAGAACAUGUUAUUUUUAAAAACCUGCCACUGUGGUUUAGUUCUGUGGUAAUUCGCAAACUCCUUACACCACCAAUUUGUUUUGAUAAUGUAUUCACUCCCUUUGACAUGGAUAGAUAUCCAAUCUAUUUGAACUCUUUCAGUAACAGUGAUCACUCCAGUGGUAUUCAUAAAAGAGGAAAACUGAUCUUGAAAACACUUAUUGACAGAAAUAGACGUACAAUCCAAUUCAACUGUUAAAAUGGAUUGGACAUCUAUUGCAGUCAAUGGCACCCUAAGAGUAUAGAUAUGUUAGUUCACAGGAGAUUUAUAAAACAAAAUGAGUGAGAUAAAAUAUCCACAGGAAAAUUCACAAGGGCCACACUUUUAUUUGAAGUGUAUUUGAAGUGAUCCCAUUCUUCUUUUUUUUUUUUUUUUUUCCCUUUCAGCGCCUUCUCUGGUUCAUCCAAAUUAUCUUUUUUAACAAGUACUCCUUAGUUUAACAUCCAUACAUUGUUUUAGUUUACAUAUAUAAAUUAGGUCUGUCAAAAUUAUUGCGUUAACAGGCAUUAAUUUUUUUUUUUUUAAUUCACGUUAAAAUAUUUGACGCAAUUAACGCACAUGCCCCGCUCAAACAGAUUAAAAUGACAGCACAGUGUCAUGUCCACUUGUUAUUUGUGUUUUUUGGUGUUUUGUCGCCCGCCCCUGGCGCUUGGGUGCGACUGAUUUUAUGGGUUUCAGCCCCAUGAGCAUUGUGUAAUUAUUGACAACAAUGGCGAGCUACUAGUUAAUUUUUUGAUUGAAAAGUUAACAAAUUUUAUUAAAAUGAAAACAUUAAGAGGGGUUUUAAUUAGGGCUGUCAAAAUUAUCGCGUUAAGGGGCGUUAAUUUUUUAAAUUAAUCACGUUAAAAUAUUUGACGCAAUUAACGCAUGCACUGAAUGAGCCGCUCUCGCAUUGCCUCAAACAGAUUUCAAUGACGCCGUUUAUGGACAUUAAGAGUGAAGAGAAUGCCACUGGCCGCUUGGGGGCAGCGCAGCGCCGUUCCAUACUAAUGUUAUUCCUUCUAAUAGUGGGAGAAUUAGUAGUUGUGAGACAUUUAUGCUGUUGCUUUGUGCUCCACACAUAUUUCGGUAAGUUUGGCAAUUAUGUGUCUCUUGUUGUAUUUUGGGUAAGAUAUGCACAGAGAUAUAUCUGUUAUAAAGGCGAGUGGACACAGGCGUUCUUUGGGCUGCGCCGUUUAUUGGCAUAAGCUUCUGCAACUCCUUCACAACAAACAGAAGUAUCAUUUAGUGAAAGCACAACAAAAAUACUAUUGCUAUCUCUCGAAAAAAAUAAUGUUCACAAAAAGAAAAGCACUUCAGUCUGUAGUAAUGAGGCCCUAUUCUCACACAGCUAAACAACAAUGCAAAGUGAACUGGCAUUACUCAAGAGUUUGGUCACUCAAUUCUUAUUAUUGUUAUUUUUAUUCUUAUUAUUAUAUUAACUCUACUUUUGAUUGAAAAUUGUACAAAUUUUAAUAAAACGAAAAUAUGAGGGGUUUUAAUAUAAAAUUACUAUAACUUGUAAUUACAACAUUUAUCUUUUAUGAACUACAAGUCUUACUAUCCGUGGAUCACUUAAACAGAAAGAAUGUUAAUAAUGCCAUUUGUGGAUUUAUUGUUAUAAUAAACAAAUACAGCACUUAUGUACAGUAUGUUGUAUGUAUAUAUCCGUCUUGUGUCUUAUCUUUCCAUUCCAACAAUAAUUUACAGAAAAAUAUGGCAUAUUUUAGAGAUGGUUUGAAUUGCGAUUAAUUGCGAUUAAUUACGAUUAAUUAAUUUUUAAGCUGUAAUUAACUCGAUUAAAAAUUUUAAUCGUUUGACAGCCCUAGUUUUAAUAUAAAAUUUCUAUAACUUGUACUAGCAUUUAUCUUUUAAGAACUACAAGUCUUUCUAUCCAUGGAUCGCUUUAACAGAAUGUACAGUACUUAUGUACAGUAUGUUGAAUGUAUAUAUCCGUCUUGUGUGUUAUCUUUCCAUUCCAACAAUAAUUUACAGAAAAAUAUGGCAUAUUUUAGAGAUGGUUUGAAUUGCGAUUAAUUACGAUUAAUUAAUUUUUAAGCUGUGAUUAACUCGAUUAAAAAUUUUAAUUGUUUGACAGCCCUAAUAUAAAUAUAUAUUUAUUACAAAAAAUUUAGCGAGGGAGAAGCCCGGCCCGACCCGAACGUAAUAAUUGACGUUUUAGGCCCGACCCUGCAUGAAAUUCAGGUCGGCUCAGG